AUGGCCGUAGGGAUGGACACUUUGCAAUCCCUGUACUCGCGUUCGGGGAGGUCGUUUUCCGACGGCCCUUCUUCGAACGGAGCGGGUGGGUCUCGUCAUAUUGCUCGACAAGACCAUGGAUAUCUACAAUCAGCUGGGCACGAGGUCCCUAGCUGUCCCGCGCCGGUGGAUAGCCACGCAAGCGGAAAGAUACAUCUUGAUCGGACGCCAUUCACGUCGCGAUGGUUCAAAUACACUCCACCAGAAAGCGUUGACCACCGCCAGAGUCCACCAAAGGAUGUGGUGGUAACGGGAACACCUGCUCCGGCUCGAGGGUCGGAUCAACUUGAUGUUCAGGAGCUGAACCGUGUAACGGAGCACUUGCGAGAUGAUCUGGCUCGUGAACGGACUCGGCGUUAUGGACUCCAUGAUCUUGUAAAGGAUAAUUACAAUUCCCUAACGCACGAUCGUUUGGAUGAUCGUGCUGCGUUUGCGUUCGCACAACUUGAGAACGAACGUUCGACUCGUUCUCGUCGUGACGAGCUGUCUGUAGCUCGUCGAGACAUCGCUGAACUGCGUGAGCAGGUCGCUUCGCUAGUCGACCAGACUGGCUCGUCGAAACGGGAACACUCGAAGGUGGUCUCGGCUCUCGACCGCGGAGGUGUUCUCCGCCUCUCAAAACUGCCUCGUUCUGAUAGUACGGGCAAGGACGUCCAACGUAAAACGUAG
This is a messenger RNA of Peronospora matthiolae, 708 nucleotides long. Lineage: Eukaryota; Oomycota; Peronosporomycetes; Peronosporales; Peronosporaceae. The record is from the annotation of a GenBank genome assembly.